AUGGAUCAAGGUGCAAAUUAUCUUAUGUGCAGAUCUCACGACAAAAAACUUGUGCCAAUAUAUUGUGAGGACUGUGAAUGUCCAGUUUGUAUGAAGUGUAUGACAACAUCUCAUUUACAACAUAAAAUAUGCGAUGCGUCUGUUUAUGUUCAGAAACGGCAUGGGGAACUGCUGGCAUCUUUGCAUGGAGAAAAUUCCAUGGUUGAAAAGAUGAAAAAUGAGCUCAGGUCUAAGCAUAAAAACUUACAGGAAAGGCAAAUUAAACUGAUCGAGGAAAUAAGCAGCAGAGAGGAAGCCAUCAUUGCGGAAGUGAGAGACAUUGGGAAACACCUGAAGGAAACUGUAUCUGAUGCUGUUUCUGAUUGUGAAGCAAAAAUUCAAAAGAGUAAGAAAGAAAUAGAAAAAUUAGAAGUUUCUGAAUUUGACACAACGAGGGAAACAAACUGCAUUAAAGUAUUACAAUGUUAUAGUGAACUACGAAGGCUGGGAAGGGAAAUGAAAAUUCAUGAACCUAUGACUAUUACAUUUGAAACUGUCAAAAGUCGCAGUAGAAGGCACGUAGAGGAACUCCUCGGUAAAAUAGUUGUUCAGCAUGAUUUAGUCCAACAGCCUACUGAAAAAAUACUAGCAGUGGUAGAAAAUGAAAAAUUAGGAAUAUCUAUGUUAAUGGAAAAAUGUCGCCGCUCUAAGAAUGCUUCGUUUUACUCAUUAUUGCUGUAUCGAUUAAACAGAAAAGGUGAAGCAAACGUCUUUGCAAUUCAAAAACGCAUUAUUGAUCGUAAUUGUACAGAAGUUGCAAAACUCUGCAUCCUGAAAGAUAGCAAGUCACAAGUAGCAUUGAUUUGUAAAACUCCACUCUACGUGUACGAUCAACAAUUAAACCUUGUGUUUUCGUACCAUGGAAGUAUUCAAUUCAUUGCUUGUGCUACAUUUUCAGCCGCGUUUGCAUGUCUGGAUCUAGACAACAACGUUUUAGUUUCAAACAAAAGUGAUGGUUCCAUUCACAUGUUAGAUAUAGGUGGCCAGUUUCUAAGAAUUGUCGUUUAUCCGGAAGAUGGCCUAUCAAAUCUUACUUCUCUCUCUGUUGACGGAGAAGAUUGGUUGUGGUGCACCGGUUUGAAAGAUAAGAGAGGUUACCUCAGUUUCUUCGAUUAUAAUUAUUUAAAAACGACUGAACGGUCCAAGAGAGCACUGACUGAAACCGAAGAAAACUUCUGA
Saccostrea cuccullata (small rock oyster) is the source of this 1218-nucleotide messenger RNA. RefSeq lists its product as uncharacterized. The record is from RefSeq and is a predicted model, not a curated record. Gene Ontology annotation, molecular function: zinc ion binding; ubiquitin protein ligase activity. The coding region runs from base 1 to 1218 and encodes 405 amino acids. Lineage: Eukaryota; Metazoa; Mollusca; Bivalvia; Ostreida; Ostreidae. The transcript is spliced from 2 exons.